Durusdinium trenchii is the source of this 1935-nucleotide messenger RNA. The record is from the annotation of a GenBank genome assembly. Lineage: Eukaryota; Dinophyceae; Suessiales; Symbiodiniaceae.
GGAGGUUUUGGGUAGAUUCGAGGAUUUUUUUCCGGUUUGAGCCGAGCAGUGGGUCAGCGACAUCUCCAGAGCAGCGGGGUUUUCCUUUCAGGUUGGAUGAAUCGACAGGGAGGGGAGACCUCACACUCAACCUCCAUGUGCAUCCGAUGACGGCUUGCCGGAGCAACAGUACAAGGGUGGCAGCGACCCAACAAGAGACGGGGGGAGAAGGCAGGCAGCGUGUUGAGUCUCUUCGAGUCGUUGCAAAGGCCCUGGUCUCAGCAUGUUUCGGCUCACAAACUCCCCAAGAUCAGCAGGUGGGACGUGCGCAGCAAUGGCCAAGACGGUGCGCAUUCCCAUGAGCAUGAGUGAUAGCUCUGGCACGCAGCAUAUGAUCGAAGUGCCCCAGCCAGUGACCUUACAGGGGAUUAAGGAGGCUGCCGGGAAGAAGUUUAAGGACUUCCGGCCCAAGAGGCUUGACCUUCAUAGAUGCUUUCAUUUAUAAUGGGCAGUUCAAUAGAAGCUUUGGCACUGGCAGGGGCUCAAUAGACUGAGGCCAAAGCUUUACCUGUUUGUUUCCUCCCUUCCCUUUCGAGGAAGGGACUGGCCUAUCAUAGCUUUACCGGUGAAGAGCUCACGGAAGACUUGGUGACUUCCCUCUUCAGUGGCGUGGGUACCGCUGGGGUGGUCUUGUGCAUGAAGACCUGGAAGGGUGCAGCGAAGUUGAAAGCCAGCGCUGCAGCCGGAUACAGAUCUCCAUUGCCAUGCGAAGGUGCCAGUCAGCUACAGAGAGCGGCGAUGAUGCUCCAAGAAUGCGAGGUUUUGCUGGUUUUGGUGGGUGCUGGAAUGGGCGUGGACUCAGGCUUGAGCACUUUUCGAGCCAAGGAUGGCAGCUACACCAAGGAGGAGUACAUGGACCUGGCAAGGCAUCAGAGCUUCCGGGAGGACAUCGAGAAAGCGUGGCGUUGGCAUGGAGCCAUGUUGGAGACCUUCCGCCAGACCCCGCCUCAUGCAGGUUAUGGAAAGCUCUUGGAGUUGUGCCGCCGCGCAGACUUCUUCGUUUGCACCUCCAACAUCGAUGGAGCGUUCCUACGCGCCGGCUUUCCACCGGAACGGCUUUUUGAGGCACAUGGCUCGGUCCACAUGUGGCAGUGCUGCGAUCCCAAGUGCAAUCGGGCGCACCCACCCUGGCCGGCUCAGGCGACCAUGGAGUUGCCCCAGUGUCGCCAUUGUGAGGACUAUGCUCGGCCCAAUGUGGCCUUCUUUGAUGAUGACCUAGGGAGCAACGCCAGGACCUUCAAUCCCAAGUACAUCGAACCACAACGUGCUCGGUUUCAUCGAUGGCUCGCAAGCUUGGCCGGGCGUCAAGUGUGCGUUUUGGAAAUCGGUUGUGGCUCCAGCGAACACAGCCUUCGGAUGCGCUGGACGGAGAACUCCUGGUGCUGCAUGUCAGGGGAAUGGAAGAUCCCUCGCCUUGCUUGCCCGUUGGUGCGCUUGGACCCUGGAGAAGCUGAAGAAGUGGAGGAAGGACACUUGGGAAACUUGGUGCAUUUGCUGCUGGGAGCGCGAGAUGCCUUGGAGCAGCUGUCUGUGGAGUUGGGAGGGGCGACCCGCGCGGAUGCGGUGGAAUGAAGGAGUGUGAUUCGUGCGAAGUUGGUGUGAAGGAGCGGAUGUAAGGGCCACCCAUGAGCAGGUGGGAUACUACAAGAGCAUGACGAACCGGCAAACGGUACAAGGUUCUUCAGGAGAAGCUCCCCAUUUGCCCCAUGCCCAUGAACCGCGAGUACCAUCGAUUCCGUUGCUGGGUGCAACUCGGGAGCCGGUCCUGUGCAACUGGGUUUUUAGCUCCGUCCAUGAACGACGUUGAACAGCGCCUUCAGAGGAAAGCUGCUGACUCGGCUGCGCUUGAUUGGGUGAACAAGUCCUCCUCAAGCUGGCAGCAUUGAAUCAAUGCAC